Molecule: messenger RNA, 871 nt
Organism: Cornus florida
Lineage: Eukaryota; Viridiplantae; Streptophyta; Magnoliopsida; Cornales; Cornaceae
Product: EPIDERMAL PATTERNING FACTOR-like protein 1
Exons: 2
Coding region: 222-605 (127 amino acids)
Biological process (GO): guard cell differentiation; stomatal complex development
Source: RefSeq, a predicted model, not a curated record
CUCUCUCUCUCUCUCUCUCUCUAAUUGAAAGCCACUCCCACCCACUCCUACCUUCUACGCUCCUUCACUUCCUUACAACACAUAUAUAAUAUUGACCCAAUAUAUAUAUCUCACUCUCUCUCUGCAUUUAUCUUCAGAUAGAGGAAGAAGGUUGGAGAUAGUGGCGAUUGAGUUUCUAUUACUCAACUUCUCUGCUUGUGUGUUAAUGAUGGACAGAUAAAAUGUUUUGGGCCAUGAAUUCACUUAAAUGGUAUCUUCUCUCUUCCACAACCAUACUUAUUACAAUCCUCCAACUACUGUCUCCAUCAUCUUCCUUUAAACAGGAACACCCUUCAGAUUCCACUCAAGGUUUACUAUUUGAAGAUAAAACGAGGUUGGGUUCAACCCCUCCGAGUUGUCACAACAAGUGCAACCAGUGCCACCCAUGCAUGGCAGUCCAAGUGCCGACUCUCCCGGGUCGCGAACGAGUCCAACCGGGUUCAAACCGAGUCAUUCCAGUGGACUACUCUGACUCAUCACCUUCAUCAUCAGCAGGUAACAAGUACUCCAAUUACAAGCCACUUGGUUGGAAAUGCAGAUGUGAUGACCACUUCUACAACCCUUGAUCAGAUUAUAACAAUCAAGCCAGCUGCUCUUAAUUUAUAUAUAUAUAUAUAUAAAUAUUAUUUUAUUUUAUGGAUCUCAAUAGAUGGUUUGUUUUUAUUUGUAUUUUAAUUUGUUUAAUUUAAUUUUGAUUUUUAGACAUGUGAGAUUUUAUUUUAUUUUUAUUUUUUAGAGACGAGAUAUGUUUGAAGGGUGUUAGUGGCAUUUAUUAUUGUGUAUAUACAUUACAGUAAUUGAAAUUUAUAGAGAUUGUGCAGGGGUUGUAACA